Diabrotica virgifera virgifera (western corn rootworm) is the source of this 1864-nucleotide messenger RNA. Its product is annotated as glutaredoxin domain-containing cysteine-rich protein CG31559. The record is from RefSeq and is a predicted model, not a curated record. The transcript is spliced from 6 exons. Gene Ontology annotation, biological process: sensory perception of sound. Bases 274 to 1776 code for a protein of 500 amino acids. NCBI's taxonomy places the organism in Eukaryota, Metazoa, Arthropoda, Insecta, Coleoptera, Chrysomelidae.
CAUCAAGCAGCGGACAGUUGCCAGUCAGCCUUCAACUGUUCUUUUGGCUAUGUGAUUUUUUCCGUGUCCAUCGAGUGUGCUAUAGCUAUAACGAAGAAGUCGAAGAACGAAAUUUUGAUAUCGCGCCUAGCAGAUGACUUCUGUGCUGAUUAACGUACUCUUAGUGAUUGUGGCAAUUAGACUAACAGACUUUUUGUGAAAACUGUUCAGUUUUAUUCAUUCAUAGAGACUAUUAUCAGGACAAUUGAUUGAAAAUAGUUCGCCAUUGAAAUAAUGUCUAAAACAUUGGUACCGCCGUUACAGCCGAAGACCAAACCGCAUCUUUUGCAAGAAUCCGCAUCCGCAACGGUACUACCGAACGGUACCACCGCGGCCGUCUCUCUUGUAGACGUGUUCAGUACCAGUACCCACAAGGAAUCAAACAAUCACGUAGUUAAAAUUCUCAUCAGCCCCCAAAACGACAAUUCCUCCAAAACCUUCGUUAAUUAUAAUCAUGAGGGUAGUACCGAGGGUGGUACCGAGGUGAUCAGUGACACGGCACCGUGCAUCAGGAUUAACUUGGGUGAUGUUCAAAAAAGUGACAUGUCGAGGAGUUACUUCUAUUAUCGCGAGUACAAUUAUGGGGCCAUGUCCAGUGGGCAGAUAUCCCCCAGUGAAACCAUGGAUUCUGGUACUUGCAGCGAUCUAGACGGUACUUCGCCCCCUGUCGCGAUGAAAAGUAAAAACGGCGUGUCUGUGACUCUGAUAGGAUCCCACAACAGAGCCCCUAGCUCGAGCAGCGGAGCCGAAGUCGACAGCGACGACAACGAAAGCAGCGUGAGCUGCGAUUCCUUAAACUGCGGCAAAAUCUCACCCAUCAACAUACCUCCAUCUACCAAAUCCACACUGCUUCCACCUUCUCUCCUCGAGGACAUUCGCCAAAGGCUCCCAAAGACACCCACACUCGAGGAAAAUCCUUACGAGAACAUCCCACCUUCUCUUCUUGAGGACAUCCGCCAAAGGCUCCCAAAGACGCCGACAGUUGAGGAAAACCCUUACGAGAACAUCGACAGUAAAAACGAAGAACUGGACAGUAUUAUCAGCACAGAUAUGUUUUACAAGUUCCAUAUUAACGAAAAUGUGAAUAGUUUAGUGCCUAAAAUUGACAAUGUGAUAGAAAACGAAACGUUUGCUGGGUAUAAAGACAUUCUGGAUGACGGCUGCACGACAAUUAAGAGUGCCAAAGGGACAGUGCGUGGGGUUAAGAAUCGGGUUAGGGCUGGGAUCGCUACGUUUUUACAAAUUAAUUCUACUGGAAAAAACUACAAAGAAAAAGAAUUAGGCAAAGUGGUGGUAUACACAACAACGAUGGGUAUUCUCAGAGAAACCUACCAAGCCUGCAUGAAAGUCAAACAAAUCUUGAGGCUACUUUUGGUUAAAUUUGAGGAAAGGGACGUAUUUAUGAGCUCCGAGUAUCAGGCUGAAAUCCAAGAGAGGAUGAGGUGUGAUCAGAUCCUGGUCCCACAGGUGUUUGUUGACGGAGUUCAUAUGGGGGAUGCUGAAACGAUUGAAAGGCUCAAUGAGACUGGGGAGUUACGACGAAUACUAAAACCAUACAAAAGCUUCGACGUAUGCACCACUUGUAAAGUUUGUGGCGGCUAUAGACUAUUACCUUGUCAGAUAUGCAAAGGUAGCAAAAAAUCCGUCCAUAGGAAUCAUUUUACAGCAGAAUUUGUAGCGCUUAAAUGUAUGAACUGCGACGAGGUGGGGUUAGUCAAGUGUAGGUCAUGUUCAUAAUAAAAAAAAUUUCUAGUGUUUUUAAUAUUCGGAGCUCAAUUUAUUUUUGUACAGUACUUUAGUGGUAGAAAUAAAAUAAUUGCAUUUU